This is a messenger RNA of Arabis nemorensis, 1089 nucleotides long. The record is from the annotation of a GenBank genome assembly. NCBI's taxonomy places the organism in Eukaryota, Viridiplantae, Streptophyta, Magnoliopsida, Brassicales, Brassicaceae.
AUGCCCCUGACAAAAUUAGUUCCCGAUGCAUUCGGCGUGGUGACGAUAUGUCUAGUCGCUCUGCUAAUUCUUCUGGGUUUCCUUUGCAUCGCUUACUCCUUCUAUUUCCAGUCUCACGUUCAUAGGCAAGGCUAUAUUCAACUUGGUUACUUCAGCGGUCCUUGGAUUAUCCGAAUCGUAUUCAUUCUGUUUGCUAUCUGGUGGGCUGUUGGUGAGAUUUUUCGAUUGAGUUUGUUAAGGCGUCACAGAAGGCUAUUGAGCGGGUUGGAUCUGAGAUGGCAAGAAAACGUCUGCAAGUGGUACAUCGUUUCCAAUCUAGGAUUUGCAGAGCCUUGCCUCUUUCUGACACUCAUGUUUCUGUUGCGUGCUCCCUUGAAGAUGGAAUCUGGGGCCCUGAGCGGAAAAUGGAACACGAAAACAGCGGGUUAUAUUAUUCUUUAUUGUCUCCCGAUGCUUGCACUUCAACUUGCGGUUGUCUUAUCUGAGUCACGCCUAAACGGUGGUAGUGGCUCUGUUGUAAAGCUGCCACACGAUUUCACAAGAACCUAUUCCCAUUUUAUUAUUGAUGAGGAGAAGGUUGCCUUGUGCACAUAUCCUCUACUGAGUACCAUACUUCUUGGUGUGUUUGCAGCCAUCCUAACUGCUUACUUGUUCUGGCUUGGAAGGCAGAUACUGAAACUUGUUAUUAAUAAGCGUCUACAGAAGAGAGUAUACACUUUGAUAUUCUCGGUUUCGAGUUUCCUCCCAUUAAGGAUUGUGUUACUCUGUUUGUCGGUACUCACAAGAGCAGACAAGAUUAUAUUCGAAGCCCUUUCUUUCUUGGCCUUCUUCUCACUCUUCUGCUUUUCAGUGGUUUCCAUUUGCUUGCUUGUCUACUUCCCGGUUUCGGAUUCAAUGGCCCUGAGAGGUCUAAGGGACAUGGAAGAAGAGGAUAGGACUGUGACUGAAGAACGCAGCGGUGCUCUGUUGCUUGCACCAAACAGUUCACAUAAUGAAGAGAGCUUGAGCUUAAGAGGUCGGAGAGAUUCGGGAUCUUCUUCACAGGAGAGGUAUGUGGAACUCAGCCUAUUUCUCGAAGCUGAAAACUAA